Molecule: messenger RNA, 1368 nt
Organism: Purpureocillium lilacinum
Lineage: Eukaryota; Fungi; Ascomycota; Sordariomycetes; Hypocreales; Ophiocordycipitaceae
Molecular function (GO): oxidoreductase activity; FAD binding
Source: RefSeq, a predicted model, not a curated record
AUGGCUGAUUCACACACAUUCACAAAUGGCAUACAUGGAGAUGACAGCUCCGAAGCCACAAGCCGCGGAUCAGCCCGCCACAACGGCGAGAAGCCGUUCCACAAGGUGUUAAUCAUAGGCGCCGGCCCCGCGGGCCUGCUCCUAGCCAUCCUCCUCGCCCAGAGCGGCAUCCGCUCCACCGUCCUCGAGGCCUGGGACCGGCCAGACGAGCGCCUGCGCGCGACGCAGUACGGCGUGCCCGCCACGCGCGUCUUCCGCCGCGCCGGCCUCCUCGACGACAUCCGCGCCCGCAGCAUCACCAGCUUCCCCUACAUAUGCUGGCGUAGCGUCCGCACAGGCGAGCGCCUCGCCGGCAUCGACCUCUCCGUCGUCGCCGACGAGGAGGACCGCAUGACCGUCCUGCCGCUCAGCCAGAUUCUCGAAAUCAUGCUGCGCCACUGCACGGAGAAGUAUGCUGAGCAUGUAAACGUUCUGUUUAACCACAGGGUGGUCGAUGUUGGGCAGGAUGCGGCUGGUGCGUGGGCGACGGUCGAGGUUGAUGCGCCGGGGGACAUGGAGAAACCGACGACGACGGUCAGGUUCCACGCCGACUACCUUGUUGGCUGUGAUGGCGGCAAGAGCACAGUCCGCCACUGCCUAUUCCAAAGAAACUGGCCAGGAGAGACCUUUGCGAGCCAGUUGCUUGUCCAGAACGUGUACUACAAGGGCUUCGAGGAGCACGGCUGGGAGGGCGGCAACUACAUGAUCGACCCCGAGUUCUGGGGCCUCAUCGCCAAGCGCGGCAAGGGCAGCAACGCUGACGGCCCCCUCUGGCGCGUCACCUACGGCGACUCGGCGACCGACCUCUCCGAGGAGGAGCACCUACGACGCCGGGCCUUGGCCUUCAAGAAGCUGCUGCCGGGCCACCCCGACCCGUCGCAGUACAAGGUCACGCAGACGAACCGCUUCCGCAUCCACAACCGGUGCGUGGACGCGAUGCGCGUGGGGCGCGUGUUCCUCGCGGGAGACGCCGCGCACGUAUGCAACCCGUUUGGCGGCUACGGCUGCAUGGCAGCCGUGCUGGACGUGUCCGGGCUGGCGGACUGCCUGGCGGGCGUGUACGAGGGGAAGGCGGGCGACGAGAUCCUCGAUGCGUAUGCGCGCGUCCGGAGGCAGAAGUUUGUGGACUUUAUUGACAGGCGGUCGCGCAAGAACAUGAACCGCAUUUCCAAGACGGAUGCGGACACGGCGCUCGAGACGGAUCCGUUUCUGGGGCUGCUCAAGGCCAUGGAGGGGGAUGGGGACAGGACCAAGGAGUUUUUGCUGAAGGUCAGCAGCAUCGAGUUUGACUUUACGACGCUGUACAACAAGACGGACGUGGAGGAGUAA